AUGUCUUCUCUUCUAUUAUCCUUCUCCUUCACGCGACAUGCUUGCACACCGUUCGCAAGUACCCACACACUCACUAGUCACUAGUUCUCUUUUAGUUCGUUUUUUUUUUUUUAGUUAGCUGUUAGCUAUCUACGGUGCUUUGUAUCAUACGUUCGAUCUGCUAAAUUAAAAUGAAGUGAUCAAAAAUACAGUAUCUCUUUUCUUCAAAAUUUCGGAAUUUUUUGAUUUCGGAGUGAACAGUGCACUUGAUCAAGUACUGCUCGAAAUGCAAGUAUAAUAAUAUUAGGUAUUAUCAUGUUGAAUAAAAAUGUUGCAGUUGUAGGAAGCGGUGGCCGGGAGCACACACUUUGUUGGAAACUGAACCAAUCUGAUACGGUUUCCAAAAUUUUCGCCAUUCCUGGUAAUGGCGGAACAGCUACGUGUAAAAAAGUCACCAAUGUAGAUAUCGAUGCUACUAAUUUUGAGGCUCUCAUCUUGUGGCUAAAAGAAUACGAUGUAUCGAUGGUCGUCGUAGGUUCUGAGGUCCCAUUAGCUAGCGGGAUAUCAAACGUUAUUAGGAAAAAUAACAUCAUGUGCUUUGGUCCUACUGCCGAAGCUUCUAAAAUAGAAUCUGAUAAAAAAUGGGCUAAGCAGUUCAUGAACAGGCAUCACAUACCCACUGCUCAAUGGAAAUCGUUCAAAAAUACUAAUGAAGCCAAAAAUUUCAUCAAAACCGCACCUUUUAAAGCUCUGGUAAUCAAAGCUGCCGGAUUGGCCGCUGGUAAAGGCGUUAUUGUGGCUAAUAAUGUAGAUGAAGCCUGUGACGCUGUCGAUACUGUCGAAAAACAAGGAUCUGCCGCUGAUGUUAUCAUUGUCGAGGAACGUUUAGAUGGCGAAGAAGUCUCGGUACUCGCAUUUACCGACGGCAACACUGUUAAAGUCAUGUUACCGGUGCAAGAUCAUAAAAGACUUCUGAACAAUGAUGAAGGUCCAAAUACCGGAGGUAUGGGUGCUUUUUGUCCUUAUGCUUUGACAAAAGAUGAGAUGGAAUUCAUCGAAUGUGAAAUCAUGCAACAUACUGUGUCAAGUUUGGCGAGUGAAUUAAACAAAUUCGUAGGAGUACUUUAUGCUGGACUUAUGAUCACAAAAGAUGGAAUCAAGGUGUUGGAAUUCAACUGCAGGUUUGGUGAUCCUGAAACGCAAGUAUUGAUGCCUUUAUUGGACAGCGAUCUGUACAAAAUCUUCGAAGAUUGCUGCACUGGUCAUUUACAAGAAAAUAGAACUGUGAAAUGGAAACAAAACACAUCGUGCGUUGGAGUUGUAAUCGCUUCUAAAGAAUAUCCAUACAGUAGCAGCCAACCACAACCAGUUUCAAAUUUUUCCAAAUUCGAAGAAUAUCGCGAUUUGUACAUUUUUCAUGGAAAUACAUCCUUAACCGAAAAAGGUGUAUUGGCACGUGGAGGUCGUGUCUUCAACGUUGUAGCUCUGGAUUCUACUUUGACUAGAGCUUCAGCUAGAGCAACUAGAGCCUGUGGGGAAGUUGAAUUCCCUGGUGCUCAAUUCCGAACAGAUAUAGGCUGGAAAGGAAUUACAAGGUCUAUUUUGAAGCAUGGAAAAAGCACAUAUCAGUCUGCCGGGGUUAAUAUUACUGCUGGAAAUAAUUUCAUUAAAUCCAUGAAAACUCAAAUCGAAUCAACUUUCAACGACGAUGUUGUCUCAUCAAUUGGAGGAUUCGGAGCACUUUACGAUGCCAAAUUUAGCGAAUACAGGCAUCCUAUUUUGGUAUCCGGUUGUGAUGGAGUUGGGACAAAGCUAAAGAUUGCACAAAAAUGCCAAAAUCAUACAACUAUUGGACAAGAUUUGGUAGCUAUGUGUGUCAAUGAUAUUCUAGCUCAAGGUGCUAAACCUUUAUUUUUCCUCGAUUAUUUUGCUUGUGGUCAAUUGAAAGAAAAUAUAGCUAGUAACGUUAUUGCUGGUAUCUCAAAAGGCUGUAAAUUAGCUGACUGUGCGCUAGUUGGAGGAGAAACUGCAGAAAUGCCCGGAUUCUAUAAAAACGACGAAUACGAUUUAGCUGGUUUUGCUGUUGGUGUGGUGGAGAAAGAGGUAAUGUUACCUCAGGGUGUGCAAGAAGGGGACAAAGUAAUUUAUUUACCAUCCAGUGGAAUUCAUUCAAAUGGAUACAGCCUUGUUCAGAAAAUAUUUGCCGAUUAUACUGCAGAAGAUUUAUCUACUGUUGCUCCUUUCAGUUCUGAGGGGAAAACGUUUGGGGAAGAAUUACUAACUCCAACUAAAAUUUACACCAGAGAGAUUUUACCAUUGGUAGAAAAGAGAUUAAUCAAAGCUUUUGCUCACAUAACUGGCGGUGGCUUAUUGGAAAACAUUGGUAGAGUGCUGCUUCCAUAUCAUAAAGUCGAAUUGGAUGCAUUGGCAUGGAAUAUAUCACCAGUAUUUGGAUGGAUAGCAGCAAUAGGUGGCGUUAACGAAGAAGAAAUGUUACGAACUUUCAAUUGCGGAGUUGGCGGUGUAGUUAUUGCUAGUCCAGAAAAUGUUGGCGAAAUAAUUGAAUUUUUGCAAACAGAUGUAAUUGGAGAAGUGAAAGUGAAAGGAUUAACCGAACGACAAGUACAGGUACGAAAUUUUGAAAAAGCCAUAUUAAAAGUGAUGAACCCGUUGAUUCCUGUUUUAUUAAGUCCUAAGUACACUGCUUAUAAGCGUGUAGCUGUCAUGAUUUCUGGAACUGGCACAAAUUUGAAAGCUCUUAUAGAGAGUACGAUAAAUGAUCCUCAUUCGCCAGCCAAAAUUGUGUACGUGAUUUCUAGUCGAGCUAAUGUAAAAGGAAUUGACAUUGCCGAAGAAAACGGAAUUCCUUAUCAAGUAAUUCAAAGGAACAGGCAACAUUCGACCGAAGACAAUGAUAGACCAAUAGUACAAGCAUUACAAAAGGAAAAGAUUGAUAUAGUUUGUCUAGCUGGCUACAUGCAUAUUUUAUCCGACUGGUUUGUUAAGCAGUGGAGUGGAAAGAUGAUAAACAUACAUCCAUCCUUGUUACCUUCAUUCAAAGGAUUAGCUGCUCAAAAGCAAGCUUUAAACGCCGAAGUAAAAUUUACUGGAUGUACAGUUCAUUUCGUUGAAGCUGAAGUCGAUUCUGGAGGAAUUAUUGAUCAGAGAGUGGUACCAAUUUACUCCAAUGAUACGGAAGAAAUAUUGGUAGAACGUAUUAAAGAAUACGAGCAUCAAGUUUUUCCAUAUGCUUUAAAAUUACUUGCAUCAGGAAAAAUCAAACUCGAUUCCGUAACUAAGAAAGUUAUAUGGCAUUGAAAUUAAAAAUAUAUAUUAUACUUAAAUAAAA
Planococcus citri (citrus mealybug) is the source of this 3328-nucleotide messenger RNA. Its product is annotated as trifunctional purine biosynthetic protein adenosine-3-like. Gene Ontology annotation, molecular function: metal ion binding; ATP binding; phosphoribosylamine-glycine ligase activity. NCBI's taxonomy places the organism in Eukaryota, Metazoa, Arthropoda, Insecta, Hemiptera, Pseudococcidae. Bases 295 to 3297 code for a protein of 1000 amino acids. Gene Ontology annotation, biological process: adenine biosynthetic process; 'de novo' IMP biosynthetic process. Gene Ontology annotation, cellular component: cytosol. The transcript is spliced from 17 exons. The record is from RefSeq and is a predicted model, not a curated record.